This is a messenger RNA of Plasmodium vivax (malaria parasite P. vivax), 1102 nucleotides long. RefSeq lists its product as hypothetical. Gene Ontology annotation, molecular function: nicotinate-nucleotide adenylyltransferase activity. Gene Ontology annotation, cellular component: cytoplasm. Gene Ontology annotation, biological process: NAD+ biosynthetic process. Lineage: Eukaryota; Apicomplexa; Aconoidasida; Haemosporida; Plasmodiidae. Bases 224 to 1102 code for a protein of 292 amino acids. The transcript has 2 exons. The record is from RefSeq and is a predicted model, not a curated record.
CACCUUGCUAUGCAUUUUUCUUUCCUUUUUGCCUACACAAUUUUGCCUUUUUUUUUUCCCCUGAGCAACAAUUUAGUACUUUUCUGUUUUGUGAAAUUAUAUAACACUUUUGAACGCUUUAAAUUUUUUCACACUUAUAAUUAAGCACAGAUGUUUUUUCAUCUGGUUUGAAUUUGUCACAUGAUGUUAAUUCCUAGCCGUCCCUCCCCCUCUUUUUUUAUGCAUGAAAGUUCUUCUACGCAGUAGAACUCGUCGCGGCGUCACACCUCUCACUUGCAUCUUCCUGCCCACCCAGCGCGCCAAACGAAAAAGAAAAAAAUUCGCGCAAUUAGCGGGAUUUGCGGGAUUAGCUGAAUUUGCGGCAUUUGCGGAAUUUGCAAAAUUAGCAAAAGGAGCAAGAGAGCCCUUCUUCCGGAUACACCACUUCUCCCUCAUCAUACAGCCCAGUCCAGCAAAGAUGACUAAAAAAAUUUCUAAGAUGAACAAACACAUCUGUAUCUAUGGAGGCUCCUUCGAUCCAAUUACUCAUGCGCACGAAAUGGUCCUCGCAGAAGUCAGCAGCCUAGACUGGGUAGACGAAAUAUGGGUGGUCCUCUGCAGGUGUCGAAAUGAUAAGCACCUAACGGAAUUCCAGCAUAGACAUAAUAUGUUCUCCCUAAUCAUGAAUAAUAAUUCACCAAAGAUGUUAAAAAAUAAAAUUUUUCUAAAAGAUAUUGAAUGUAAAGAAACCACCACUCCAACUUAUGAUUUGCUCAAGAUGCAAAAGGAAAAAUACCCAAAUUAUACAUUUUACUUUACCAUUGGAUCUGAUUUACUGAAUGAUAUUUUUUUUUGGGAUAAUGGAGAAAAGCUAGUUGCAGAAAAUAACUUCAUAAUAGUCGAACGGGGGAAUUUUAAAAUCGAUGAAAAUGUGCUGAAGAAAUUCCCAAGCUACUAUUUAAUAAAAAUUGAAAACAUGUCUUUUAUUAAUUAUAUUUCUUCAAGUGACGCCAGGAAGAUGUUAUCCCAAAAGAAUAACUCGGAAGAUCUGCAGAAGUAUAUCCACCCGGUUAUUAUAAAUUACAUAAAGGAACAUGACUUGUAUGAUAACAACUCCGCGUAG